GAUUGGUCCAAGGCCAGUCCUUACGACCAGCCGGUGGUCAGCACCCUGCAGCGGAGGAAGGACCGCGUGGAGCAUCUGCGGGAGGCCGAGCUGGGCUCCACCAGCAUGGGGUAUCCGGGAAUUAACUUGGAAGACGUGCCCAGGCCCAGGAUGUCCCCAGCUACCAUCGCUGCCAAGCAUGGUGAGGAGGUGUCCCCCGCUGCCAGCGACCUGGCCAUGGUGCUCACCCGUGGCCUGAGCCUCGAACACCAGAAGAGCAGCCGGGAUUCCCUGCAGUACUCCAGUGGCUACAGCACCCAGACCACUACUCCGUCCUGCUCAGAAGACACUAUCCCGUCUCAAGGUAGCCGGGCCAGCAAGGGGGCUGGGCUGUCCAGGCUUUGGAGCUAA
Messenger RNA from Chelonoidis abingdonii (Abingdon island giant tortoise), 390 nucleotides. NCBI's taxonomy places the organism in Eukaryota, Metazoa, Chordata, Testudines, Testudinidae. The record is from RefSeq and is a predicted model, not a curated record.